This is a messenger RNA of Triplophysa dalaica, 2814 nucleotides long. RefSeq lists its product as uncharacterized. Bases 267 to 2090 code for a protein of 607 amino acids. Gene Ontology annotation, molecular function: GTP binding. The transcript has 3 exons. NCBI's taxonomy places the organism in Eukaryota, Metazoa, Chordata, Actinopteri, Cypriniformes, Nemacheilidae. The record is from RefSeq and is a predicted model, not a curated record.
GUUUGAUAUCACUGCACAUUCUUUAAGCAUCUACAGCUGAAGUUCAGUGUCAAGAGCAAACGUCAGUUCAGUCAUUUGGCAGAUGCUUUUACAGGGACAAUCCCCCUGGAGCAACAUGGAGUAAAGUUUCUUGUUUAAGGACACACUGGUGGUGGCUGCUGGGAUGGAACCAGCAACCUUUUGAUUUACCAGUUCAGUGGUUUAACCCACUAGACCACCAUCUCACAUGGUUAACUGGGAUUCAUCAGUCUGUUGUCCCUGAGAAUAUGCCAAGGUCCAAAAGAAACACGAGCAGAAAAAUCCAAAAAGGAAAAAUGAAUCCCAAACACAAAAACCAGAAUGACCACAGCGAGAAGAGUGAUGGGACCACAGCAAGUGUUGCUAGUUAUAUUAAAAACAACAUGAGCAGUAAAAUGAAAGAUGCACCAAUUGCAAAUAUACCCAUCUUUAAACUCCGCCUGGGUGAAACAUGGCAGAACAGUGAUGGAUACUGCAGAAGAUGCACAUUUGGAAAACACAACGCAAAGAAUAACAAGACCAUUAUGAUGAUCGGAGCCACAGGUGCAGGAAAAACCACUUUAAUCAACAGUAUGAUCAACUUCAUUCUGGGUGUGAAAUGGGAAGAUGACUUCCGCUUUAUAUUAAUAGAUGAAGGGAAGCAGAAAUCUCAGGCUGAAAGUCAGACAUCGGCCAUCACGGCAUAUAAAAUUAAUUACAUGAAUGGUUUCCAGGUCCCAUAUAGUCUGACCAUUGUGGACACACCAGGCUUCGGGGAUACCAGAGGAAUUUCACACGACCAGAAAAUCACAAAGCAGAUUCAUGAGUUCUUUUCUCAGCCCGGAGGGAUUGAUCACAUUGAUGCCGUGUGUUUUGUAGUACAGGCCUCACUGGCCCGUUUGACGCACACACAGAAAUACAUCUUUGACUCCAUUCUUUCCAUAUUCGGGAAGGAUAUUGCUGAAAACAUUAUUAUGCUGGUCACAUUUGCAGAUGGGAACAGACCUCCUGUUCUUGAGGCGAUCAAAGUUUCCCAGGUGCCGUGUUCCACUGAUAAGUCUGGAGAGCCACUUUACUUCAGGUUUAAUAACUCUGCAUUGUUUAUUACUAAUAAUAAACCGGAGGAAGCUGAGGAGGACGAUUUUGGGGAGUUUGAUCAAAUGUUCUGGAAGUUGGGAAAUUCGAGCUUGAGAAACUUUUUCAAAUCUCUUGAGCAGAUGAAAACAAAGAGCUUGUCUUUGACAAAGGAGGUCCUAAAAGAAAGGCAACAGCUAGAAAUACUUGUGGAAGGUCUCCAGCCCCAGAUCAAUGCUGGCCUGACAAAACUGGAUGAAAUAAAGAAGACAAAUGCUGUUUUGGAGCAGCACAAAGCCGAUAUGGAUGCGAACAAGGACUUUGAAUAUGAAGUAGAAGUAACUGUUCCAAAACAAGUCAAAAACAAACCAGGCUCAUUCCUGACCAACUGCCAAAUAUGUAAUUACACAUGUCAUGAUAUAUGUGUUUAUGCAGAUGACAAGGACAAAAAAGAGUGCUGUGCCAUGAGAGAUGGAAAGUGUCAGGUCUGUCCUGGAAAGUGUAUUUGGAAUGUUCACUUUAAUCAAGCAUAUAAAUGGGACUAUGUCAAAGAGAUGAAAAAAGGAACAUAUAAAGAGUUAAAACAGCGAUAUAAGGAAGCAAAGGGAGAGGUCAUGUCAAAAGAACAGAUCUUUCAAAAGCUUGAAAAGGAGUUCGAGGAUGUGCAGAUUAUAGUGUUCAAACUCAUUGAAAAUUCCCAAAACUCAUUGCAGCGACUGCAAGAAAUUGCGCUCAAACCAAACCCUCUUUCUACACCCGACUAUAUAGACCUGAUGAUUGAAUCUGAGAAACAAGAAGCCAAGCCUGGUUUUCAAGAUCGCAUCCAGUCUUUAAUGAAAGUCAGGACCAAGGCAGAGAUUAUGAGUAAAGUCUCCAGUGGCGAAGUGCUCCCAGAGGAUUGGACAAGGCAUGCACAAGAGAAAGAGGAAAGCUCGGGCAGGUCCUACAAUCCCAUAGUGCUGUUCAAUCGUGCGGUAGUUUAUGUUGAGGAGAAAGUGAGUCAGUGGAAAAAGUCUUAAUUAUGCACUGCACUUACGUAAAAUAUUAUGACUAUAUAUACCAUAAAGUUGUUGUAUAUUAAAGAUUUGCUGUGCAUCCUGAAAUUAUCAUAAUAGUUAAUUGAAUCAUUUGAAAGCUGUUUAAUACUUUCAUUGUAGAUGGAAGUAUAUCAUGUUUGAUGUUUUUGUAGUAGAUCCUGUGAUAUAUACAAAUAGUGAUUUAAAAUAAAUGUUGUGUGUUGUAUCUAUAGCCAAUCAAUUCAAAUAUUUAUAUUAUUAUUUUCUUUCCCUUUUAUUGAUUUUAGUAACAUAGUGAUUUAGUGAUUGAAGUAACAUUCAUGAACGUUAAGGCAAAGUGCCUCCUUUAAACAUUCAUGUAAACUGGAAUUUUAAGAAAUCAAAUUCCCAUUUUGGUAAAUAGGAAAAUGUACAAUCCUUAAUUUUCUGAGAUUUCUUUAAUGUCAUAGCUGCCCACUUCUUAUAACAUCUCAACACGCUAAUUAACAGUUUUAGUAAAAGAAGAACGGCAAAUACUGCUUAUGUAGUUAAAUAAAUAAUGCUAGCACAGGUUGUGCUCGCAUGGGCUUUAAAAGUGCUGUUGCGUGUUCAAAAUGUUUACUGUUUAAUGUCAUUAUAAAAUGUAAGCUUGAACUUCAGUGUGUUUGUUCACCGCUGUAUACAGUGAUGUUUGCUUUUCAAAUGUUGUGUACAGCACCUCUGUGGCUGACAACAGGCUUAAAUAAAA